Molecule: messenger RNA, 1598 nt
Organism: Pollicipes pollicipes
Lineage: Eukaryota; Metazoa; Arthropoda; Thecostraca; Pollicipedomorpha; Pollicipedidae
Product: glutathione S-transferase theta-1
Exons: 6
Coding region: 95-787 (230 amino acids)
Biological process (GO): glutathione metabolic process
Cellular component (GO): cytoplasm
Molecular function (GO): glutathione transferase activity
Source: RefSeq, a predicted model, not a curated record
AUGCAAAUUUGCAUGACACGGGGAUGCACAGAAAAACACGUAAAUACCCCAAAUUUCCCUCCAUAAGCUUUGAGGUGGGGCGGUGAAGCCAAUCAUGUCUCGACUGAAGCUGUAUUAUGACUUAAUGUCACAACCAUCCAGAGCAGUAGUGAUGUUCUGUAAGCUUGCCAACAUACCAUAUCAAGAUCACCCUGUUGCUUUGCGUAAAGGCGAGCACCGCAGUGACAAAUACUUGGCAGAGGUAAAUCCGUUCGGACUAGUCCCGGCCAUCAAUAAAGAUGGCUUCAGGCUCACUGAAAGUGUGGCUAUCCUGCGCUUCCUGUGCCGGGAGUAUCCGGUGGCGGACCAUUGGUACCCGAAGGACUCGCAGGCCCAGGCCCGCGUUGACGAGUACCUCGAGUGGCAGCACGCCAACACCCGGCUCCAGUGCGCCAUGUACUUCCAGACUAAGUGGCUGAUCCCGAUGAUGACGGGUGAGCCGGUCAACGAGAAGCGUAUGAAGAACUUUCAGGCGGGCAUGGAGCGGGUGUUGGACCAGCUUGAGACGGUGUGGCUGAAGGAGACGCCGUACAUUGCCGGCCAGACCAUCACGGUGGCGGAUGUUCUGGCGGCCUGCGAACUGGAGCAGCCCACGAUGGUGGCGUAUGACGUGACGGCCGGCCGGCCGCGGCUGGCUGCCUGGCUGGAGCGUGUGCGCACCGACUGUCAGCCCCACUACGAGCAGGUGCACACCAUGUGCCGCAGGAUCCGAGACAAGUUCGGCGGCGCCACCGAGGCCAAACUGUAACGGGCAGGCGCCGGUCGGCCGUGCGAGGGCUGCCAGGCCCGCAUCGGACGUGCGUGUGGCGUUGUGCCGUAGUGCGGCCGUACCGGGGAGAUGACGGUUGCAAUGUAGUGGGUUUGGGGCGGACGCCGGUGAUGAUGGCCGAGAGAGAUUGGCUUAGAAUAUGACUUUAAGAUAGGGCGUGUUUUUAGAAGCUACUUGACGCAGUUGACUGUAAUGCUGUAUGACGUGCAGUCUUAUCUCACCGCAUUGUAUGCCAGAAUUGGGAAGUGUGCAUCCAUGAAUUAGGUAAAUGUCGAGAUGGGCAUGCAGCCUGCACUCUGAUAUUCCGGCUCAGGCACGGUCGUGCGUACUGAUUAACUGCCUUCCAAUGUCAGAUGCGCUUGUUAAAUUGUAUGUAAUUUCUGGUGCUGCGCAGAUAACGCGGCCAAUACAUGUGUUUUUUUGUGGGCAAAUAUUUGUUCUGGUCGUGUUGCACUCCGCGAACAUGCAAAUCGUUCAUCAGCCAGCCAAUGUGUCAGCCAGCUCGCACUCUUUGUCUAUUGAUUUGAUCGUAGCUGCCCGUUCGCAAGAGUCCGGUUGUGCUCAAAUGUCCGAGGGACAUGCGUUCAGACUGCAGUCUACGUAAGGUGCGUGGGCCUCGCCGCUGUUCGAAACCUUAGUUUUAGCGUGGAAAGACUCGGAUGGCAGUGAGACCAGUGUUCUCAUUACACAUGGUUUGUGGCCUGCAUACGGAUUUCACCACUCAAUGGGGCUAUUGCAACACCAGGGAAUAAUUUUGCACCAGUGUGUUAAUAAAAGUGUAUCUUGGUUC